AUGCAUAGAGGCACAGAAGCUAGACCUUUGAAACGGCCUCGCCAGUCAGCCGGUUGGCCGCGCCAACCAACUGACAUAGACAAUGAGGUCGUGGCUUUGGGUGGAACGACCCAUGCGCUCGACCUCACAGACGCCACCAUACAAUCCCAAAAAGCACCGGUUAGUAAGGAGAAGCGUCUGGAAGAACUUGUGAGAGACUCCGGCCGCCUUAGACAUGAACUUGACUAUUGGAAAGGUGUCGCCGUGAAAGGGUCCACCUUUAUAGCCAAUGUCGACGAAGCGGUAGCACAGCUUACCGACACUGUCAGCCGAUUGAAGGUUGUCAUUGAUGAGAUAAACUCUUUGGCGGCGGAGAAGAGCAUGUGUCAUGGUAAUCCGUCAAAAUCCGAUCUCAACAGUACCAUAGAGAGACAGACUGGCCAUGUACAAGUCUUGCCGUUGAUGAGGUCCGACGUUGACGUACUCCUGACUCCUGUUAGAAGGGGUCGAGAGGGGUAUGACUUUGAGGUUGUUGAUUCGAAAAAGAUUCGGAAGGAGAAAUCACACAAUCCUGGAGGCUGGUUCUAG
Messenger RNA from Colletotrichum truncatum, 567 nucleotides. RefSeq lists its product as uncharacterized. NCBI's taxonomy places the organism in Eukaryota, Fungi, Ascomycota, Sordariomycetes, Glomerellales, Glomerellaceae. The record is from RefSeq and is a predicted model, not a curated record.